Messenger RNA from Brassica oleracea var. oleracea, 1767 nucleotides. Its product is annotated as protein ZINC INDUCED FACILITATOR-LIKE 1-like. Lineage: Eukaryota; Viridiplantae; Streptophyta; Magnoliopsida; Brassicales; Brassicaceae. The transcript is spliced from 16 exons. Gene Ontology annotation, biological process: transmembrane transport; regulation of stomatal closure. Bases 141 to 1586 code for a protein of 481 amino acids. The record is from RefSeq and is a predicted model, not a curated record. Gene Ontology annotation, cellular component: plant-type vacuole membrane; plasma membrane. Gene Ontology annotation, molecular function: solute:potassium antiporter activity.
AUUUCUGUUUUGACGGAGAAUUUAAUAGAACGUGACAAUCUUGUGUCCUGGGAUCCUCCCAUAGAAAAACAAAUACAUCCCAUCUUCCCAUUUUUUCUGGAUUCAUUUCGAUCCCGAGGUGGGUUUUGAUUUGAAAAAAAAUGGCGGAAGAGUAUACAGAAUGUUUGCUGGAGAAUAAUAAGUACCAUGAGCAUUGCCCUGGCUGCAAGGUUGAUCAGAUGAAGAAGUCUCGCAGAGGAUUCCCUUUCUCCGAGCUUUUGUCCGUUUGGAUCAUCGUCCUCUGCACCGCUCUGCCCAUCUCCUCUCUUUUCCCAUUCCUUUACUUUAUGAUUAGUGAUUUUGACAUAGCAAAGAAGGAAGAGGACAUUGGGUUUUAUGCUGGAUUUGUUGGUUGCUCUUUCAUGCUCGGACGAACGUUAACAUCUGUCAUCUGGGGAAUCAUGGCUGAUCGUUAUGGUAGAAAACCAGUAAUCCUCAUAGGAACUGCGUCAGUGGUCAUUUUCAAUACUCUCUUUGGUCUAAGUGUAAAUUUCUGGAUGGCCAUCAUCACCAGGUUCUGCCUCGGUAGUUUCAACGGCUUACUUGGUCCUAUAAAGGCAUACGCAAUAGAAAUAUUCCGUGAUGAAUAUCAAGGUUUAGCACUCUCAGCUGUAAGCACAGCAUGGGGCAUUGGACUCAUCAUUGGCCCUGCUAUGGGAGGUUUUCUUGCUCAGCCUGCCAAGCAAUAUCCAAGUUUAUUCUCAGAGGAAUCAGUUUUUGGGAAGUUUCCCUACUUCUUGCCCUGCUUAGUAAUAUCUUGUUUUGCACUUUUGGUGACCAUUGCCUCACUGAGGAUUCCGGAAACAUUGCACAAUCACAAGAUUGCUGAUGAUGCAUCAUCACAUGAUGAGUCUAUCAAAUUUUUGUCCCAUGACCCUGAGUCUCAUAAAGUGACAGAGAGAAAUGAAAAAAACUCUCUCCUGAAGAACUGGCCAUUGAUUUCAUCUAUUAUUGUAUACUGCAUCUUGUCACUUCAUGAUAUGGCUUACACAGAGGUCUUUUCAUUGUGGGCAAACAGCCCCAGGAAAUAUGGAGGCUUGGGAUACACCUCUGCAGAUGUUGGUUCCGUUCUUGCAUUUUCUGGGUUUGGUCUCCUUGUCUUUCAGCUUUCACUCUACUCUUAUGCGGAGAGGCUUUUAGGACCAAUCGUUGUUACUCGUAUAUCUGGGAGUCUGGGUUUAGUUCUCUUAUCAAGUUACCCUCUAAUAGCAAAGUUAUCUGGUUUAGUCCUUACCCUGACGCUAAACUGUGCAUCCGUAGCAAAGAAUGUUUUAAGCGUUUCUGCUAUAACUGGCUUAUUCAUACUUCAAAACAAUGCCGUAGGACAAGACCAAAGAGGAGCAGCCAAUGGGCUUGCCAUGACAGGGAUGUCUCUUUUUAAAGCAAUAGGUCCAGCCGCAGCAGGAAUCAUAUAUUCUUGGAGUGAGAAACGUCAGGAUGCUGCUUUUCUUUCUGGCACACAAAUGGUAUUCUUUAUUCUGAAUACGGUCUUGGCACUGGGAGUUGUAUUAACGUUCAAACCAUUUCUAGCUGAAACAAAGCAGUAGAUUUCGAUGAAAUUUUGAUGGUAUUCAAAUUAUACGUCCGAUUUUUAUUUUUAUUUUAGAUCGUAUUAUAGCCUGAUGUCAAGUUAGAUCAGAGCCUUGUUCAAACAAUAUCACAAGACACAACUUGUUAGAAUGUUUUACCAUAUUAUUAUUCAACUUACAGAGUAAAAACAUUAACACU